This is a messenger RNA of Ctenopharyngodon idella (grass carp), 4788 nucleotides long. It is a transcript of the gene pmm1, whose product is annotated as phosphomannomutase 1. Lineage: Eukaryota; Metazoa; Chordata; Actinopteri; Cypriniformes; Xenocyprididae. Gene Ontology annotation, molecular function: phosphomannomutase activity. Gene Ontology annotation, biological process: mannose metabolic process; protein N-linked glycosylation; GDP-mannose biosynthetic process. Gene Ontology annotation, cellular component: cytosol. The transcript is spliced from 8 exons. The coding region runs from base 247 to 1032 and encodes 261 amino acids. The record is from RefSeq and is a predicted model, not a curated record.
CAGCAGUGAUCAUGUAGCCUGCAGUAUAUACUUUAAUCAAAGUAAAUGAUACUCGUCAGUAUUGACUUCUUUAUCUUUCGGUUUCAAGAAAGAAGAGAGACUGUGUCUCGUUAUAUUCUUAUGCAUUAACUCAUCUUGAGUUAUUUAGAGUCUUAUCUGUAGCCUAUAUAUUUAAUUGUCUUUUUUUUUUCUUUUAUUGUUAUUAUUAUUUUUUAAAUAUCUACUUCAAUUGCUGGACAAGAAGAAAUGGAUAUAAAGUCUCGUGUAGCCGGAGGUCGAAAGGUUUUGUGCUUGUUUGAUGUGGACGGAACGCUGACACCACCUAGAGAGAAGAUUGACCCCGAGCUGGACGAAUUUUUCCAGGCCUUGAAACAGAAGGUGAAGAUUGGCGUGGUGGGGGGUUCGGAUUAUUCCAAAAUUGCAGAACAGCUCGGAGAUGGAGAUGAAGUCAUUCACAAGUUUGAUUACGUCUUCGCCGAAAAUGGAACAGUGCAAUACAAAGAUGGCAAACUCAUCUCCAAACAGGCCAUUCAGAAUCAACUGGGCGAGGAGUUACUGCAGGACCUCAUCAACUUCUGUCUCAGCUAUAUGGGGCUCCUCAAACUGCCCAAGAAACGAGGGACGUUCAUUGAGUUUCGUAAUGGCAUGAUCAACAUCUCUCCCAUCGGACGCAGCUGCACGCUAGAAGAGCGAAUCGAGUUCUCUGAAAUCGACAAGAGAGAAAAGAUACGAGAGAAGUUUGUGGCGGCUCUGCAGCAGGAGUUUGCAGGAAAAGGCCUGCGGUUUACCAGAGGGGGUUUGAUCAGUUUUGACGUGUUCCCGGAGGGCUGGGACAAACGCCUCUGUCUGGACGUCCUGGAGCAAGAAGGAUUGGACGCCAUCUACUUUUUCGGCAAUGAAACCUCAUUGGGAGGAAACGACUACGAGAUCUUCGAGGACCCUCGUACCAUCGGCUUCACCGUCUGCUCUCCUGAAGACACGGUGCGGCUCUGCAGAGAGAUGUUCUUCAGCGCUCCACCAAAUGAGGCGUGACGGCAGCCGCACACGUACACCAGACUGCCUGAGUGCGGCUCUCCUGCGCCCUCUGCUGGUCACUGUGGGCACUGCAGGCCGUCAGAUUCAGACAAAACCAAACCACUGCUGGCCAUCAGACUAAAGGGACUGAAUGUAAAUAUCACUGAUGGACCCUUCUCAGUGCGUGUUUAUAGUUUUGUAAUGUUCAAACAUUAACUUUAAGUCUAAAGAUUCCCAACUUUUCAUAAUUAAAAGUGUUUUACGGUGGCCGCGUUCACACUGCAAAGUUUCCGGAGUGACAGAUGCACUAAAAUACAGUGAAUCCUCUGGAUGAUGGACAGAACGUAGGAGUCACUCCAGAAAUUAUGAUGAUUGACAUGCAACAUCUCACAGCUGUAAACCACACGGACGGCAAGAGUUUAACCUCUGGAAAACCUGUUUUUAACCAAUUAGCGAUCAGUAUUAAUAAACCUUCUUCGGUAGAGGCACACGUUUUUUUCUGUUUUUAACUUUCUCCGUCACGUAAUAGUCCUUUCUAUUUAAAUGGAUUGAAGCUAAUAGAGUAAAAGGGUUAUUAAGUUAGCUUGAGAAAGCCAACUUACCGAAAUGCUACUUAAACUUAUAGAUAUUAUUAUUCUUCUGAGACUAAAAUUUCUGACUCUAACUCCUCCUAGAGUUUUAACUCUACAACCACCAUCUCAGACUAGACCUUCAGACUGUUCUGACUUAGUGCGCUAUAUCUUUUCUAACUGAUCAUACUUAAGGUUUUCCUAAGAAUGACAAUUAAAACUAGGAAAAAUCCCAUAGACUUACAUUGACGGAAUGUUCAUCUAUCAUCUAUCUAUCUAUCUAUCUAUCUUCUGAUAGACUGUAUAUUGCCUUCAAAACCAUCCAACUUUAAGCUUUAAAACUUUCUGGUCAGGCUUUGUCAAGCCAACUUCAAAGUUUGUCUUGACAAACUUUUUUUUUGUCUAGUUGUAUUUACAAUUUAUUGUGAAGUAAUGCAUUUAUUUCUUUCAUUUUUUUUUUAAUGCACACUUUUACUCCUAACAUCUUCAAAACUACUCUUUCUUGUCUCAUCACAUUAACAAUUAAGCAGUACAAGAAUAAUAUAAACACGGGGAAAAAAAAAUAUUUUUCGAAGUUGUAAAUAAGAUUAUUGGACUGUUUUACAAGAAAAUACUUUCUACUUCAAAAUGUCAUGUUUAAUUCUAUGCAAUACUUGCCUUUUCUUUGUAAUUAUUUGUGAAAUUUACUAGCAAUCUCUGAAUGAAAUUUGUUUCUUCAACCGUUUUUUUGAGAAUGAUAUAUUUUUAUUUCAAACCCCAAAAUUUGACAAAAAGUAGUAGUAGAAGUCGUUGAGUAGUUUGUUCCCCUGAAUAUUACUGUCGAUCAUUUAACAUUUCUGUCAUACAACAGUUGUUACAUAAAUGUUUAUCUUACCUCGAAAUGUGAUCACAUUCUUCAACCGUUAAAACUGAAGCAUCGCGUUUGAAUUCCGGCUCGUGAAAAUAGUAAACCCCGCCUCCUGAUUUGAUUGGCCAUCUCAAACAUUGACGAGCGUGUUGACCGACAGACCGAAAUUUAAACUUUUAAAACUUCGUCAUCCUAACGACAAACAAAGCGAUGUUUAAGGAACUUAAGCAGAGCAGCACCAAUAAUGUAAAAAAUGAAAAGACAAUUUUGGUAAUAUCUGAUUAUUAAUCAGAUGACAAAGGUGUUUACGGCCUUGAAGACACACACAUCGGUUUCUGUGGUGUAUGACUUUGGACCGUCGUACUCGUGUCCCAAACCCGUUAAGUGUUUCAGCUCGGUUCUGUGUCAGAUAAUGUUUUAGAUGGUGCUGUGACAGCGUGAGUUAUUCAGGAGUUCAUUCGGUUGGCACUGCUGUAAAUGACGGACCUCUUGUGUAAUGUCAAUCAAACAUUUAUGAAUGACUUCAAGUAAUUUCAGUGUGAACGUGACCGCUGUAUUCGUAACGAAACGAGUGAUAAAUUCUGUCUGUUCCAUGUUAAUCUCAAGUUUUGUGAUGGUCUCGUGAUCUUAUUUGCGGUCACACCUGAGUUUAUCGGUGUGUCCGAGUGUUUGUGAUUGAAUGCAUUUCGAUUAUUCCCCCUGUGAUCUCGGACUGGACUCUUGAGAUACAACAUCCAACAUAUUUAUGAAUGACAGAGACAAAGAUUCAUGUUUGUAUAGUGAAGAAACAUGAGAUUGACACACUGAUAAUGAAAAAACGGUGAGUUGAUUUAUAGUGAUCAAGUUUUGUUGUCAAAAUCCAGUUAUUGUGAUUGGGAGUUUUGCUUUAGAGUUUUUCUUUUCUUUUGGUAAUGCAAAUAGAGUGUAACAGUUGGGUUAUAGAAGUAAAAACUCUGUUCAUUUUCUCCAUAGGGAAUUUUAUUUUAAUGAUAACUUAUAAACCUUUAAAGACAGUCUUACUGUGAGCUACGAUUGUUAAUUGAUAGUAUUUGCUUCUGCUUAUGCCAUCAGCCCGCAAUAUUUCAACAUAGUUUUAAAAUAAUAGUGUUUAACAGUCGAAUUUGUGGUGAAAACUACAUUACCCACGAUGCUGUACACCAGUUCCACCAAUCUGAGAGUCGAAACACGCCAAAAGAUCUUUUUAGCCCCACCCAAUCCCAUGAAGCACUGUGAAUGACAUAAUCAAGUCAGUCUCCCUUCACUCUCAAAAUGUGUAUAGAAUCAACAUUUAUAAAACAAAAGCAUAGUUUUAUAUUUCUCCAUCGUUUUUAAUUUGAUUAUGCUGUUCUUAAUGCUUCAUGGGAUUGUAGUUCUUUCCCUCUUUAAAGCCUUUAAGCCCAGUCUGUUUGUCCGAUUUUCAAAUACUUUUUUUGCUUCAAAUCAAGGUUUGUAAUGUUGAUUCACCUUGUAGCUGGUUGGCUUGGUUCAUGGCCUAAAACACUUUAAUGAAGACUUUUUUUUUAAAUCCCUAUGAAUGGAAAAAAAAAAAAAAAGGAACCAAUGCCGCUGAAAAAGUGGGCGGGCACUAAUGCACUCUAUUGACCAACAGAAUGCUGCUUGAUUUGAAAAUGACUUUUAUUGAUACACUAUUGACAAAAGACAAUGGAACUUUUUAGCUUGCGAAAUUUCGUUCAUGUGACCGCACCUUAAGAAUCUGUUCAGAUGUGAUAUUCACGUGUUAAUCAUUCCAGAGAGAAUCCACGUAAUCACUGAAACACUCCUGUUGAUCUCUGAAAACAUGAUGCCGAUCGAUAGAGAUAUCCAGGGCAUUUAUUAAGUUUCUUGAUCCAGACAUCUCUGGAUCAUGUGUUUCUAAUUUUUUAGAUUUUAAUCCAUUAUAUGUUGUCUGUUUGAUCUCAAGGAAAUAUGAAUGUUAAUGUAUUUGUGUUUCAUAUCUGAUGGCAUGAAUGCACUUUAAUUUUAACUGAUUCAUUUGCUAAAAUGAUACUGAUGUUGUAAAGGGUGCUGGAGUGGCUUGUCCGCUCCUUUAGUUUCAUCUCGAGUUUGUUUUGCUGGAAAGGUCUGAAUUUUGAUCAAGAAAUCAUGUGACCUCAAUUCCAGCAAGCAAACUUAAUCUAUUACACAAACUCAUUUAUUGAGGAUCUUUAUCAGUUAAUUGUUUUUGGUUACACUUUAGUAGAAAGGAUGUUUUAACACUCCUGAUUAAAGGAAAAACGAAAAAUGUGAUUUUCAUGAUUCAGUCUGUGUGAAAAAUCCAUGUGAUUGCUAAUAAUACUAAUAUGCCUUGUGAUAAAUCAUCAACAUGUCUGUUUAUUAUAAAUACACAUUUUUUUCUGA